This is a messenger RNA of Vanderwaltozyma polyspora DSM 70294, 1920 nucleotides long. RefSeq names its product anaphase promoting complex subunit CDC23 (gene CDC23). Bases 1 to 1920 code for a protein of 639 amino acids. The record is from RefSeq and is a predicted model, not a curated record. NCBI's taxonomy places the organism in Eukaryota, Fungi, Ascomycota, Saccharomycetes, Saccharomycetales, Saccharomycetaceae. The transcript has a single exon. Gene Ontology annotation, biological process: cell division. Gene Ontology annotation, molecular function: protein binding. Gene Ontology annotation, cellular component: anaphase-promoting complex.
AUGAGUCAAGAGAUCCAGUGGGUAGUUGUUAGAGAUAUACGGAAUAAUUUGAGGGUUUCCUCGAAGGAAUUGUGUGAAUUGAAGUUAUACAAGUCUAGUAAAUGGUCAUCAGAGGCAUUAUGUGGUAUGGUUCAUUUGCCAGAGGGUCGAAGGUUAUCUGGUGGUGGUGUUGGUGAUGAUGGGUAUGAAUCGCCUUUGAAAAGUAGGAAGAAUCAUGAUGGAAACGUUUGUGGAGUAUUUGAAGGGAGUUCUAGAUGUCUUUCUAAUCAAUUGACGCCAGAAGAGUACGAUCUGUAUCUUUUGGGGUCUUCUCUGUUCGAUUGCAAAGAGUUUGAUAGGUGUUCUUAUUUUUUGAAAGAAGUUAGUAAUCCAAAGUUGAAAUUUUUGAAAUUAUACUGUGAUUAUCUUUCUUGGGAUAAAAAAUCUCAGGAAAAGAUGGAAAGUCUAUUGACUACAGGGAAGAUUCCUUCUUCGAAAAACAAUGAUGAUCAGGAUAAUGAUAGAAAUAAUGAUUCUAUAAUCAAUUUUCAAUUGGAGAGGAACUCUCAGAAUGUUUCCAUGGGAGAUGGCCAUGUUACUAGUGUUUCAGUGAUUUUAAAUGAGUUGAACACUUAUCUAAAUGAAUUUAAAUUGAAGAAUAGAAAAGAAAGUGAAUAUGAAAAAAUGGGUUUAGGUAUAGCAUUGCUAUAUUAUUUACGUGGGAUAUUGGAAAAGGCAGAAAAUAACAAAUCACAAGCUAUGUCAUCUUUUUUAAAAUCAUUAUCAAUAUAUUCAUUCAACUGGGCUUGUUGGCUCGAAUUAUCAGACUGCAUAACAAGAGCAGACGAAUCAUUAUUACUUUUAAAAUACUUGAGCGAGAGAUUCACUCUAGAUGGCACAUACAAUUAUGGUGCUCAACAGGAUACGAAGCAAAAUGUGCUGAUAAAAUUUUUUAAAUUAAACUUAUUUCAAGAGUUCAAUGGGAACCUUGAUGAAUUUAUCGACGAUUUGGAAUAUUUACUGGGAAUAUUCCCUAAUUUUUCAUAUCUGAAGGCUCAAAAUGCUUUGAUAAAUUAUAAUUAUAUGGAUUAUUUGAAUUCUGAACAAUUAUUUGAACAGAUUAUAAAAGCAGAUCCGUAUCGUUUAGAUGAUUUGGACGUAUACUCAAAUAUCCUUUACGUCAUGCAAAAGCAUCCCAAACUAUCAUAUUUGGCCCAAUUCUCAUCACAAGUGGACAGAUUCCGUCCAGAAACUUGUUGUAUUAUAGCUAAUUACUACAGUGCCAGGCAAGAGCAUGAAAAAUCGAUAAUGUAUUUUAGACGAGCAUUGACAUUAAAUAAAAAAAAUACCAGUGCAUGGACAUUGAUGGGUCAUGAAUUUGUAGAGCUGAAAAAUUCACAAGCUGCUAUUGAAUGUUAUAGACGAGCGGUUGAUAUCAAUCCUAGAGAUUUUAAAGCAUGGUAUGGUUUAGGGCAAGCAUACGAAGUGCUGGAUAUGCAUCUGUACUCUUUAUAUUAUUUCCAAAAGGCAUGCACUUUGAAACCACUGGAUAAACGAAUGUGGCAAGCACUAGCUAGUUGUUACGCAAAAGUAGGGAACAUUAGAGAUUCAAUUAAAUCCUACGAAAGGGCUCUGCAGUUAUCAUUAAAUGCUGACCAAGACUCAACAUUACUAUACAGACUUGCUGAGCUCUAUGAACAAAUUCAUGAUGUAGAAAGUUGUAAGAAUUUCAUGAUAAAAUGUGUCGAAAUUGAAAAGGCUACUGAAGGGAUGGUAACAGAAGAAACAGCAAAGGCACAUCUCUGGCUGGCAAGAUAUGAAAUGAAACGGAGAAAUUAUGAAGAAGCAUAUAACUACGCGGUUGGUGUCUCUCAUGGGACAUCGCAAGAUAUAGAAGAAGCUAGAGCAAUCACCAGAGACUGCAGAAGAAGGCUACAAUGA